AGUAUUAUUGAUACUUAUCACUACCAUUAUCAAUGUGAUAUAAUGUGUGAAUAUGGAAAUGUGUUGUAUGUUGUGGCUAUUAUUAAGUAGUAUGAGAUAUGUAUAACAAUGCAUAUGUGUAUGUAGGAAUAGGAGGCCCCGAGGAAGACCCAGGCUGGCUGGCCUGGGAACGCCCUGGGGUCCCACUGGAAGAGCUGAAGGAAGUGUCCGGAGAGAAGGAAGUCUGGAACUCUCUGCUCAGACUCCUGCCCCGCGACUCGGCCCCGGAUAAAGCGGUUGAAAAUGGAUGGAUGGAUAGAUGUGUAUGUAUAUAAUAUAUGUACAUGUUUGUAUGAGUAUGUGCACAUACCAUAACACUAUUAUUGGUAUUAGUAUUAAUCUCCAAGGUAAACUACGGUACAACAGUUGUUAAGUUAUGAAUGUGUUAGCCUAAGGUACAUCCCUGCUUAUUUAAUUUGCACCGAUUGUUUACUUAACAGAACUGCUUGGUUUCAGCAGCUGGCUUCAUUUACAAUGGAUUUGUAAGGCGGGUCGAAACACAUCUGGUCCCGUCGACCGGGAAAAGCUCUGCUCCUUUAACUGCGCUCGCUGCUGACUUCCACGUUCUUCCGUUCCUGUGCAGUAACGAUCAGGUGACGAGAGAAAGAAAGAUGGCGCGGCUGCAGCACCGAGCGCGGAAACCUAUGCUCAGACGACUCCUGGAUUGUAUCCUAAAAAUCUGCCAAACUUGCGGGGCUUUGAAACCCUCGGAUCCGGCUCAUUCUAUCGCUGCUGAUCGGUCAGGAGACGGCGAAGUCACCUCGUGGUUCUUCAUAGUCGCCGGGUUAUUAGCGUGUGGAGGAACGGGCAACGCUGCCUCUUGUCCAGUUGUGAUGAACCCACCCGCAGUCGUGGUGGAAUAUAACGGUAACAUCACCGUCAGCUGCUGGUUAUUAGCUGAGGACGCAAUAGGAAUGGGUUGGGAAUCGACAGCCGGGGGAACAGGCCUCAUGAAGAACAUUGAUAAAGUUACCUUACAAAUAAAGUCUGUCGUAGACUGGGCGUUGUCACCGAGGUGCUACGUGAAGAUGGCCGACGGCAGCCAGUGUGACGUUGUGCUACCAGUCACCGUUUACAAAAGCAUGCACAGCGUGUCUCUGCACAUGUUCCAAUCUAGCCCGAUGUUGGAGGAUAACCACUACAGCGUGCGAUGCGAAAUCACCUCCGUGGCUCCUGCUAGGAACCUCACCGUGUACUUGCACAAAGGCAACAAGCUUCUACAAGCGGAACCCAUUCUGGAAUCGAAUCCACGCCCGGUCCAUAAGGUAUCAGUCAUGAAUGUGGCCGUGGACAGAAACGAUGAUGGAGCUCAGAUCUGGUGUGAAGCAAAGCUGACGUUUCCACAAGUGGGGCUUUAUCUCCCCGCCGUGAGAUCAGGCUCACAGAGACUGAGCGUGGAGUACCCACCGACCUUUAUUCACCCUGAAAAUGAGACGUUGGAAGUUGCAGCUCGAAGUAAGCUUCAUUUAAACUGCACUGCUGAAGGGAAGCCUCCGCCAGACUACACAUGGCGGGACCUUCAGUCGGGCCAGAAUCUGAACGAGAAAGGGUCCACUUUGGCCCCAUCCUUCCACCUACAGGGAACCUACAGCUGCACGGCGUCCAACAUCCAUGGCAUCAGAACCAAGUACUUCACCAUAAGGGAAACCGCAGGGAAUCACCCGACGAUGCUUGUAGUCAUCAUUGUGAUAACCAUCAUCGUGGUCCGCGCGUUGCUGGGGAGUGGUCUCGCCAUCUGCAUUUUUUGCCAGAGAAGAGGUCACUUCCAACCCACGCCCUCCGGCAUCGUAUGAGCCUGAUUUCAUUUAUAUUUAUGGAACUACAAUCAGACUUUAAAAUGGUUUGGUGCUUGAAGAGCCCUACGGCUCUGGUUUAGUCUGCAUUAAUCUCAUGCAGACAUGCAAAAUCCACUUUUGGGCCAUUGUGGUACUUUGAUUUUCUGGCUCAUGUUUGCACAAUCUAGGUGUGUUAAAAGUGCACUUGCUACUUAUUGCACAUUUAGCCACUUUAGCCAUUCCCAUCUAAGAACAAUUUCAUAUUUUCAUGUUUCAAUUACUGCUUACGUUGACGGUAAACAGGCUGCUCACAGAACUGCCAUUCGUCCCCCGCAGACAAAUGCAGAACACCAAAGCAGUAUUUCUGAAACACACAACUGAAGAGAAUUUAGCACUGCUGUGUAUCACAGAACACAACGUGCUCCAGUGACACACAGAGGUAAGCUACUGCUGUGUUCCAGGAUGCUGUGUGCGCUCAGGUCCUUUACACUGUCACACUAUCCAGCUAGAACCAUGAGGUCCAUUCCCUGCCACCCAGUGUUGUUUUAACUGCUGUUAGCCAUUAGCUUUAGCCAGACAUCCGUCAAAAUUGAAAUCUUUUUUUUUUUAAUUUUAUAUAUAUAUUUAUAUUAUGAGUACUUAGCACUUUUUUACCAUGACAAGGCCAAGUUGUGUGGGUUGUUUUUUGUAAAUUUGCUUGAAUGUUGUUCUUUGCACUGGAGCAAACUCUGGAACCUUUGAUUAUGCACUGAAACUAUGCAAUGGGAAAUAAUGAAAAUGUAAUGUAAAUGAAAUUUGAAUGGAUUUAUGACAAUUACCUACAACGCUACACUUUGUCUCACCAGUCAAAGAAGUGCAAUAAUCAGUGUUUUCUAAGCUGAAGUUGAGGUGUAGGUUAAAAAUGAUUGUGUUAUAGUACUUCACCUAAAAUAAGCUAGUGUCUUACUGAGACAAAAUGCAAUUAAUUACUUUUUAAAAUUACUAUACAGUGUGUGUCUCUCUCUCUCUCACUCAAAAUCUUAUUCUUGAGACACAGGUAGGAUGGAACAUAUUAGUAAAGUUUGAUGUAUUUGUGAAUACUG
Betta splendens (Siamese fighting fish) is the source of this 2896-nucleotide messenger RNA. RefSeq names its product cell adhesion molecule 3-like. Lineage: Eukaryota; Metazoa; Chordata; Actinopteri; Anabantiformes; Osphronemidae. The coding region runs from base 651 to 1832 and encodes 393 amino acids. Gene Ontology annotation, molecular function: integrin binding. The transcript has 2 exons. Gene Ontology annotation, biological process: cell adhesion. The record is from RefSeq and is a predicted model, not a curated record.